CCUCGUGCGCGUUUCCGCAAGUCACCGGGCAACUCUUUGCAUUUCCUAGGGGCUGUCGGGCAGGUGGAACCAUGUCCAGUUUUGACAUGAAGGACUUCGGGGAAGCUGCGCCCUUUCUGCGCAAAUCGGAUUUGGAGCAACUCACGGCGCAAACGAUCGCUUUUGACGGUAAGAAACGAGCAUGGAUCCCCGAUGAGAAAGAGGGAUACAUCGAGAUCGAGAUGAAGGAGCUCAGUGGGGACAAAGUCAUUGUUCAGACCAAAAAUGGAAAGACUUUGACCGUGAAGGAGGGCGACAUCCAACAGAUGAACCCUCCCAAGUACGACAUGAUAGAAGACAUGGCAAUGUUGACGCACCUCAACGAAGCCUCUGUCCUCUUCAACAUGCGCAGACGCUACUCGGCCUGGAUGAUCUAUACCUACUCGGGCCUCUUCUGCGUCGCGGUGAACCCGUACAAGUGGCUGCCUGUCUACACGGCCCCUGUGGUCGCCGCCUACAAAGGCAAACGACGCUCAGAGGUGCCGCCGCACAUCUACAGCGUCGCAGACAAUGCCUACAAUGCAAUGCUGCGCAAUCGGGAGAACCAGUCCAUGCUUAUCACCGGAGAAUCCGGUGCUGGCAAAACUGUCAACACGAAACGUGUCAUUCAGUAUUUUGCCAUUGUGGCAGCUCUUGGGGAAACCUCUGCUAAGAAAGCACAGGGUCCUGCCACUAAGACGGGGGGGACUCUGGAGGAUCAGAUCAUCGAGGCCAACCCUGCCAUGGAGGCGUUUGGGAAUGCCAAAACAUUGAGGAAUGACAACUCAUCCCGUUUUGGAAAGUUCAUCAGGAUCCACUUUGGCCCCACUGGCAAACUGGCUUCUGCUGACAUUGAUAUAUAUCUUCUGGAAAAAUCCAGAGUGAUUUUCCAGCAGCCGGGCGAAAGAAGCUACCACAUCUAUUACCAGAUCAUGUCGCAGAAGAAACCGGAACUUUUAGACAUGUUGCUGGUGUCCUCCAACCCGUACGACUAUCACUUCUGCUCUCAGGGGGUGACCACUGUUGAGAACCUGGAUGAUGGACUGGAGUUGAUGGCCACUGACCACGCCAUGGACAUCCUCGGCUUUCUGCUCGAUGAGAAGAAUGGCUGCUAUAAAAUCGUCGGCGCCAUCAUGCACUUCGGCAACAUGAAGUUCAAGCAAAAGCAGCGCGAGGAACAGGCAGAGACUGAUGGCACUGAAAGUGCGGACAAGGCCUCGUACCUGAUGGGGGUCAGUUCAGCUGACCUCAUUAAAGGCCUCCUCCACCCAAGGGUGAAAGUGGGUAAUGAGUAUGUGGUAAAGGGGCAGAAUGUUGAACAGGUCAACUAUGCUGUAGGCGCUCUGGCCAAAGCUACAUAUGACCGCAUGUUCAAAUGGAUGGUGGGACGGAUUAACCGGACCCUAUACACUACACUGCCCCGCCAGUUCUUCAUAGGAGUGCUGGACAUUGCUGGCUUUGAGAUCUUUGACCUCAACAGCUUCGAGCAGCUGUGCAUCAACUUCACCAAUGAGAAACUGCAACAGUUUUUCAACCACCACAUGUUCAUCCUGGAGCAGGAGGAGUACAAGAGGGAGGGCAUUGAAUGGACCUUCAUCGACUUCGGGCUGGACCUUCAAGCGUGCAUUGAUCUCAUCGAGAAGCCUCUUGGCAUCAUGUCCAUCCUUGAAGAGGAGUGCAUGUUCCCAAAAGCCACAGACAGCAGCUUCAAAGCCAAGAUGUAUGAUAAUCAUAUUGGCAAGUCUCCAAAUUUCCAAAAGCCACGUCCGGACAAGAAGCGCAAAUAUGAAGCCCACUUCGAACUUGUGCACUAUGCUGGAGUGGUACCAUAUAAUAUAAUUGGCUGGUUGGACAAAAACAAAGACCCGCUGAAUGAGACAGUGGUGAGUUGUUUCCAGAAGUCCGCAAACAAGAUGCUAGCUUCUCUGUACGAGAACUACGUCGGGUCAGACUCAGGUAGCGAAUGCGUUACACACAGGACCGUAUACAAAUUGUUAGGUCCAUAUGGUCAAAGAGUUCAGUGGGCUAACUUUUGGGUAAUUGCAGAGUCCAAAACUGGGAUCAAAGAGAGAAGGAAGAAGGCGGCCUCAUUCCAGACAGUGUCUCAGCUGCACAAGGAAAAUCUGAAGAAGCUGAUGACAAACCUCCGCAGCACCCAGCCUCACUUUGUGCGCUGUAUCAUUCCCAAUGAGACCAAGACUCCUGGGAUCAUAGACCCAUUUCUGGUGCUGCACCAGCUUCGCUGCAACGGGGUGCUGGAGGGCAUCAGGAUCUGCAGGAAGGGCUUCCCUAAUCGCAUCCUCUAUGCAGAGUUCAAGCAGCGCUACCGUAUCCUGAACCCACAAGCCAUCCCAGAUGACAAGUUUGUGGAUAGCAGGAAAGGUGCAGAGCAGCUGCUGGCUUCCUUGGAUAUCGACCAUAACCAAUAUCGAUUUGGACACACAAAGGUAUUCUUCAAGGCAGGCCUGCUGGGUCAACUGGAGGAAAUGAGGGAUGAGCGUUUGGCCAAAAUUCUGACGUUGCUGCAGGCAGUUGCUCGAGGCACAAUCAUGAGGAUGGAGUUUAGGAUUAUGAAUCAAAGGAGGGAGGCCCUGAUGAUUAUCCAAUGGAACAUACGCGCCUUCAACACAGUGAAGAACUGGCCUUGGAUGAAACUCUUCUUCAAGAUUAAGCCCCUUCUUAAGAGCGCGGCCACUGAGAAGGAGCUGGCCACUCUGAAGGAGGAGAUGGUCCAGCUCAAGGAGGCCUUGGACAAAUCCGACGUCAAGCGUAAAGAGCUGGAGGAGCGGCAGGUCAGCCUGACCCAAGAGAAGAAUGACCUCUCCCUGCAGCUGCAGGCAGAGCAAGACAAUAUUGCAGAUGCUGAGGAACGCUGUGACCUUCUCAUCAAAACAAAGAUUCAGCUGGAAGCCAAAGUGAAAGAACUCUUGGAGAGGCUGGAGGAUGAGGAAGAGAUGAAUGCUGAUCUGCUGGCCAAGAAGCGUAAACUGGAGGACGAGUGUGCUGAACUGAAGAAAGACAUAGAUGACCUAGAGCUGACCUUGGCUAAAGUGGAGAAAGAGAAACACGCCCUUGAGAACAAGGUGAAGAACCUGGUUGAGGAAAUGGCAGUUUUGGAUGAAACCAUAAUAAAGCUGACCAAGGAGAAGAAGGCUCUCCAAGAGGCCCACCAGCAGACUCUGGAUGACCUUCAGGCUGAAGAAGACAAGGUCAACAGUCUAACAAAAGCCAAAACCAAACUGGAGCAACAAGUAGAUGAUCUGGAGGGCUCCCUGGAACAAGAGAAGAAGCUACGUCUGGAUCUGGAAAGGAACAAACGUAAGCUGGAAGGAGAUCUAAAACUUUCUUUGGAGUCAGUUAUGGAUCUUGAGAACGACAAACAGCAGAUGGAAGAGCGACUCAAAAAAAAAGACUUUGAAAUGAAUGAGAUGAGCUCCAAAAUAGAAGAUGAGCAGUUGUUGGUCAACCAGCUCCAGAAGAAGAUCAAGGAGUUACUGGCUCGCAUAGAGGAGCUGGAGGAGGAGCUUGAGUCUGAUAGAGCUUGUAGGGCCAAAGUGGAGAAGCAGCGUGGAGACGUGGCCCGCGAGCUGGAGGAGCUGAGCGAGCGCCUGGAGGAGGCCGGAGGGGCCACAUCGGUCCAGAUCGAGAUCAACAAAAAGAGAGAAGCUGAUUUCCUGAAGCUGCGGCGGGACCUCGAGGAAGCCAUGCUGCACCACGAGGCCACGACAGCCGCCUUAAGGAAGAAACAAGCAGACACGGUCGGGGAGCUUAGCGAGCAGAUCGACAGCCUGCAGAGAGUCAAGCAGAAACUGGAGAAAGAAAGGAGCGAAACCAAGAUGGAGGCAGACGACCUGUCUUCCACUGUGGAGCAACUCUCCAAGGGCAAGGCAACUGCAGACAAGACGUGUCGUCUCUAUGAAGAUCAACUGAAUGAGACUAAAGCCAAAGUGGAGGAGCUUCAGAGACAGCUUAAUGAAAGCACCACCCACAAGGCCCGUGCUCAGACUGAGAGUGCCGAGCUGGGCAGGAAGCUGGAAGAGCGUGAAUCCAUGGUCUCUCAGCUCCAGCGUGCCAAGACCUCUUUUAGCCAAAAUGUUGAAGAGCUCAAGAAGCAGCUGGAGGAGGAGGCUAAGGCUAAGAACGCCUUGGCGCACGCCGUUCAGUCAUCUCGCCAUGACUGCGACCUCCUAAGAGAGCAGUACGACGAGGACCAGGAGGCCAAGGCUGAGAUGCAGAGAGCAUUGUCUAAGGCCAAUGCUGAGGUGGCGCAGUGGAGGACCAAGUAUGAAACUGACGCCAUCCAGAGAACUGAAGAACUGGAAGAGGCCAAGAAGAAGCUGGUGACACGUCUGCAGGAGGCUGAGGAGGCAGUGGAGGCCUCCAAUGCAAAGUGCUCCUCUCUGGAGAAAACCAAGCAUCGACUCCAGACAGAGAUUGAAGACCUGAUCAUUGACUUGGAGCGUUCCAACUCUGCCGCUGCCGCCCUGGACAAGAAGCAACGUAAUUUUGACAAGGUGCUGGCUGAGUGGAAACAGAAGUAUGAAGAGUGCCAGACAGAGCUGGAAAGUUCUCAGAAAGAGUCCCGUAGCCUGAGCACGGAGCUUUUCAAACUGAAAAAUUCCUACGAGGAGACCUUGGAUCAUCUCGAGACCAUCAAGCGAGAGAACAAGAACCUGCAGGAGGAGAUUGCUGACCUGUCUGAUCAAAUCAGCCAGGGAGCAAAGACCAUCCAAGAGCUGGAGAAGAUCAAGAAGGGUCUGGACUUGGAGAAAAAUGAGAUUCAAGCAGCACUGGAAGAAGCGGAGAGCGCGCUUGAGCAUGAAGAAACCAAAACCUUGAGGAUCCAACUGGAGCUUAACCAGAUCAAGGCUGACAUUGACAGGAAGUUGGCAGAAAAGGAUGAAGAAAUUGACAACCUCCGCCGUAACCACCAGAGAGCGCUCGAGUCCAUGCAAGCCACCUUGGAUGCUGAGACCAGGUCUCGCGGCGAGGCAGUGCGCCUGAAGAAAAAGAUGGAGGGAGACCUGAAUGAGAUGGAGGUGCAGCUGAACCAUGCCAACAGGCAGGCCGCGGAGUCCCAGAAACUCUUGAGAACCCUGCAGAUUCAGCUUAAGGAUGUCCAACUGGAGCUGGAUGACACCAUCCACCACAACGAAGAGCUGAGGGAGCAGGUGGCCAUGACGGAGCGGCGCAACAACUUGCUUGCUGCUGAGGUGGAGGAGCUCAGGGCUCUACUGGAGCAGAACGACCGGGCUCGCAAGCUGGCCGAGAAUGAGCUGCUUGAAGCCAACGAGAGAGUCAGCCUGCUGCACUCGCAGAACACAGGGCUGAUCAACCAAAAGAAGAAGCUGGAGAGUGACCUCUCUAUGCUGUCGAAUGAGGUGGACGACGCUGUGCAGGAGUGCCGCAAUGCAGAAGAGAAGGCCAAGAAGGCUAUCACGGAUGCGGCCAUGAUGGCAGAGGAGCUCAAGAAGGAGCAAGACACCAGCGCCCAUCUAGAGAGGAUGAAGAAGAACAUGGACCAGACCAUCAAAGACUUACAGAUGCGUCUGGACGAGGCUGAGCAGAUCGCCCUCAAAGGCGGCAAGAAGCAGGUCCAGAAACUGGAGGCCAGGGUGAAAGAACUUGAGAAUGAACUGGAUUUAGAGCAAAAGAAGAACCAGGAGCAACAGAAGACCGCACGCAAAUAUGAGAGAAGAGUCAAAGAGCUAUGCUACCAGGCUGAGGAGGACAAGAAGAGUCUUGUCCGCCUGCAGGAUCUCAUAGACAAACUGCAGAUCAAAGUGAAGAGUUACAAGAGACUGGCUGAGGAAGCGGAAGAGCAGGCCAACACCAACUUGUCCAAGUACAGGAAGCUGCAGCACGAGCUGGACGAUGCAGAAGAGAGGGCCGACACGGCCGAAACCCAAGUCAACAAGCUCCGCGUCCGCACGCGCGACCAAGGUGGCAAGCUUCCUGAGUAAUGAUGAGGCUGCAUGCAGACAUCACACGGACAAGCAGCUGCAACAGCUCCAUUAAACCGUGUGCUA
Phycodurus eques (leafy seadragon) is the source of this 6047-nucleotide messenger RNA. RefSeq names its product myosin, heavy chain 7B, cardiac muscle, beta a (gene myh7ba). Gene Ontology annotation, molecular function: ATP binding; actin filament binding; cytoskeletal motor activity. The record is from RefSeq and is a predicted model, not a curated record. The transcript is spliced from 43 exons. NCBI's taxonomy places the organism in Eukaryota, Metazoa, Chordata, Actinopteri, Syngnathiformes, Syngnathidae. Bases 72 to 5981 code for a protein of 1969 amino acids. Gene Ontology annotation, cellular component: myosin complex.